AUCCAAAACAAAAAUAUAAUGCUAAUUGUUCCAAAAAAGAGCAAACCAUUCGAAUUUGAUUCUAAAUGAACUUAAUGGAAACGAUGACUUUAUGUGUGUGUUUUUAUUCAAUGUAAAAAAGGACAUUUUUAAGUUUGUCUUUUGUGACGCUUUACAUCUUUUAUGCUAAAUGACUCUUUUGUAUCGCGUUUAAAAAAAAGAAUUAAAAUUUAAUCGAAAAUUUCGUGUUCUUACCAAAAUUAACAACAACAACAAACAAAUCAGAUUUUCAAAAUUCAAUUUUGGUCCGCAUCGGCUGAACAUUCAGCUAAUUGAAAAAAUUAAAAAAAAUUCGAAAGAAAAAUAAACAGUUUGCAGUAACCAGAAACAAUUGACACCAUCAAACGGGCACCACUUGUUUAAACACAGUGUAUCGAUUAAGUGUGAAUAGAAAAAAAAACUUUCGACAGCGAGAAAAACUUUUUGCCACAAAAAAGCACAAGAAUAAUAAUAAUAAUAAAAGAACACUUUCGGUCAAAAUUCAUUUAAAAAAAGAUUGAUUUUAUCUAAAAUGCACGCAAAAACCACCCAGAUAAUAUAAAAGUUCGAAUUGAAAUUGUGAAAGAGACGAAAAAGAGGUUGAUCAUAUUACAAAAAAAAGAAGAUCUGCCAACACAUCAUUAGAAGCGGAUUAAGAAGACCCGUAUAGCAAACGACAAAUAAAAAAGCGAAGAAAUAUCAAAGCGUCGAGAAUUUGAUUAGUAGAAGCGAUCCAUCCGAAUAAAACGAAAGCCAUCGUUCGAUCUCCUCUCUCAUUACAAACACACUCAAACGCAUCCAAAAAAAAAAAAAAAAAUCGCCGUCAUCCAGUGGAACGGCUUCAACGCAUUCGUUAUUUAUGGAUAGCUGGACGGGUGACGCCCGACUGGCGAGAUACUUUCAAUAAGCAGCGUGAGCUGUCUCCGACAUGGGCAGUGAGCAUUACUGCUUGAGGUGGAACAAUCAUCAAUCCAACCUGUUAGGGGUGUUUAGUCAAUUAUUGCAGGACGAGAGUCUAGUGGAUGUUACAUUAGCUUGUUCAGAAGGUGCAUCAAUCAGAGCUCAUAAGGUGGUCCUCUCGGCCUGUUCAUCAUAUUUCCAGAGCCUAUUUUUGGACCACCCUUCACGGCAUCCAAUUGUGAUAUUAAAAGACGUACGAUUUGCUGAACUCCGAACGUUAAUCGAAUUCAUGUACAAAGGUGAAGUAAAUGUACAAUACUGUCAGCUUUCUGCUCUGUUAAAAACAGCAGAAUCGUUGAAGGUAAAAGGUUUGGCCGAGAUGACUAACCAAAGCUCAGCAUUGAGAGAACCAGAACGAGAACAAGACCGCUUAAGACCCCCAACAUCAAGCCCACAGAAUUUAGAUGCUACUGCAACAACAACAACAACAAAUUCAAGUUUAAAACGAUUGAGAUGCAGUCCGUCACCGCCGAGGCAUCAUCAGCCACAACAACAAUCGCCCCUACAAAUCCAUCGAAUUUCGCCGAUUUCAGAACGUCACCAUGGGAGCGGUGAAUCACCUCCCAUAUCCUCUUAUCCGCGUAAAUUAAACAGAGAACGAGAACGAGAUUAUAAUCCGGAAACUGGUGCCGACGAUCAUUCACAACCGCUUAAGCUGAGACGAAAAGGACAACACCACGACGAUAACAAACCAUCCGAUUAUACGUCUUCAAUUGAUGGUCGCCGAUCACGAACACCCGAUGAUAUCGAUGAAAUGGACGAAGAUGAUGAUGGAAUGUCAAAUGAUCUGAAUGAAACGGGAAUCAACAUGACGAUAAACUCUUCUAAUUCAAUGAAUUCUGUGCCACCGAUUCGAAAGAGCUCAUCGCCAACGCAACCAUCAAACGUCAAUUCGUCAUCAAAUCAAAUGCAACAGCCUCCACCAAACUCGUCUGCCUCUUCUUUAAUCACUUCAAUGAUUCAAGUCGGGAAUGGAAAUGGUUCAUCUGCAACGGGAAACGGAACAUCGUCCGGCAGUGGAAGUGCAACAACAACAUCAACAUGCACGUCAACAUCAAGCGGUUUGAUUGCAACCAGUAGUGGAAUUACUAGUCCAAUGUUAAGUGAUCCAACACUGUCCACCGAACCGAUAGCUGGACCGUCUGGUUUGGGACCUGUUCAAUCACAUCCGCUGUCGCUGAAAAAAGAAGUUGACUGGGAUCGUUCGGAUGAUAAAUCAACUGGUGACUCAAUAUCGGAUUACCGUGGCCAUGUCCACGAUUCGAUGGAAGAUAAUGAUCUUCGUUCAAGUUUGCCGUCACUUUUGCACAUGUCGCCUGGUUUGAGCAAAAGUUUGAGCGCACCGCCGACUCCACCAUUCGGAUAUCCACUGUCAGCUUUGGGCAUUGGUCUAUUUGAUGCUGAUCCGUCCAGACUACUGAGCAUUCUACAUCAUCAAACAUUGUUGGCCGAAGAGGCAUUACGUAGUUAUCGCGGAAUACUACCGUCAAAAGAGUCAAGCUCAAGUUCACCGAAUCCAUUGUCAUCGGCAUACUUUCGCAUGAAUCCAACAUUUGAUUUGCUGUUCAAAGGACAAGAGCAGCUCUUAAAACAGGCGAAUUCAUAUAAAAAUUUAAAUCGUUUCACAUUCAAUGCUCAAGAUCGACGCCAGUCGCUCAGUCGCCAGCAAUCUCCACAAAUUGAGAUAACAUUGUCGAAGAAAAGUUCACAGUCACCGUCACCAUCCAUGAAGAAAACUGAAGAAACCGUCCAAAAUUUAAGCAUGACCGUGAAUGAUGAAGACAUACCCGAUGAUGACGAUGAAUUGAAUGCGGCUGCUAAAAUUCCGCUCGACGAAAUUCUCGGAAAAAGUUCCUUUCUUAAGGAUUCGCUUCGUUUUAAUUGCAAUGAAACGACAUCAUCGGAUUGUUCAUCGAUUGAAGAAGAGACCAAGUGUGUUGUGUGUAAUGCAAAUUUCCCGUCGGUUUGGUUGCUGGAACAGCAUGCAGCAUUGCAACAUGCCAAUCUCGGUCCAAUGGAUGAAAAACCGUUUAUUUGCGAGCAAUGCGGUCAAUCGUAUCGUUAUCGGUCGGCAUACGUGAAACAUCGCGAACAAAAUCAUCGUGCCCGUUUGCCGGCUGAUAAAUUAUUUACAUGCGAUGUGUGCGGAAUGCAAUUUCGAUAUUUGAAAUCGUUCAAAAAACAUCGUUUGAACCAUGCUCUUGAGCGUUUGCACGGUAAAUUUGAACGACGUUUUGGUCAAACACUUGGUGACAAUCGAAAAGAACGCGACAGCACCGCUGUCAGCAGUAACAAUGAAACGAAUAACAAUGAAAUGGUGACCAGUUCAAAUGAAUUAACCGAAGAAAUGACUGACAUUACAUUCGCAAUAAAAACGGAAGAAGAAGACGACGAGGAACCGGACAAUGUUGCUCAUUCACCGAUUGUUAAUAAUGACAAUGAUAUGAAUACUCCAACCAAUUUAUCAAUGGCCAACACCAUUUUGAGCAAUGUGAUUAAGGCCAAAUUUGAUAAUGCGGACAAACAAACACACAUUCCAGAGAGACCAAUUUCGCGUGGGGAGAAUUUUACACUAAAGCAACCGACAAGAUUCAUGCCGCAUCUUCAUAAUCCAAACUCAUCGUUGAAUUUACAUUUUCAACAACAGCCAUCGGUGGUGGCGUCACCACAACAACCACUUCAUCAAAUGCAUCAUCUUCGUCACAACGAACCAGAAACCUCAACUGCAAUACCAUCUACCUCAACAAUAAAUAGUUUAAUAAAUGCUGAACGUAUUCCAAGUAAUCAGAUGCUCGGCUUAAACGCCCAAGAAGCUUCCAUUCUGAACUUCCUGCGUGUUGAUGCCGCCGAAAAGCAACGAGAUCGAAGCCGCUUUGCUUGUCCGUUCUGUGGAAAAUGUGUUCGAUCGAAGGAAAAUUUGAAGCUACACGUGCGAAAGCACACUGGAGAGAGGCCAUUUGUGUGCCUAUUUUGUGGCAGAGCAUUUGGAGGAAAAUCGGAUUUGACACGUCAUUUGCGUAUCCAUACUGGUGAAAGGCCGUACCAUUGCGAAUCGUGUGGCAAAUGCUUUGCCCGUGCUGAUUAUUUGUCAAAGCAUCUUACGACGCAUGUACAUAAUUCAACGCCACGCUGAAAUGAGGGACGGAGGCGGCGAAUCCUCCACAACAGAUAAUAAUAUUCGUCAGAAAAUCUAAACGAAUUCCGAGGGGCAGCCAGUAAGUAAUUUACGGAUGGCCUGGUUUGCCAAUCGAAUUCAACCAUUUAUAUAAGCAAAACAAAGACAAAGCUCAUCGAACAAAAUAAAUUCUCAAAACGAACAAGGAAAAUUUAAAAAAAACACAAAUUGGAAAUUUAAAAUAUGUCACA
This is a messenger RNA of Contarinia nasturtii (swede midge), 4344 nucleotides long. RefSeq names its product broad-complex core protein isoforms 1/2/3/4/5 (gene mamo). Gene Ontology annotation, molecular function: protein binding. Gene Ontology annotation, biological process: regulation of transcription by RNA polymerase II. Lineage: Eukaryota; Metazoa; Arthropoda; Insecta; Diptera; Cecidomyiidae. The transcript has 15 exons. The record is from RefSeq and is a predicted model, not a curated record. Gene Ontology annotation, cellular component: nucleus. The coding region runs from base 947 to 4111 and encodes 1054 amino acids.